CUUAGUAACGUAAGUUAGGAAGGAAGUUACAAAUAGUUACAGCAGGCUGUGAUUGUAACCACUAAGUCUAUCUAAAAAUGAAAAACAAUCUUUAUAUAAACACACUGACGUCCUUCAACGAGUUAACAGAAGAAGAUCAGGAAAAAUGCCAGAAGGUCUUCGAAAGGCCACUUCCCUUCAAAGAGGAAAAUAACAAAUAUUUUAAGUUAACACAGGAGAUAAUCAAAAAAUUUGAAAAUGAAACGCAGGAAAAGUCUUGCUUCUUGACAUUCCAGACUAUAUCCUUGAAUAUCAGUUACAGUGCUCUAAUUUUUAGUCUGUGUGGACUGUUCGAUACUUUUCAUUUAAUUAUAUACGCCGCUGUAUUGGAUGAUGCAAAAUUAUCACAAAAGGAGCAAUUUAUCGGUGAUAUUGUUAAACAUUUAAUCGAAACUGAGGUGCCAAAACUCAAGCAAUUCAGUGUGAAAUUCGUGCUACUGCAGAACAACUUGAUUAACCAGAAUGUGGUGAAGAUUCUUUCGGAUAUGGAGCAAAGUGUUUGUAGCGACUAUCUAUUCAUUGCCGAUCCGGGAUACUGGCGAUACUCGAAUCUGCACAAUCCCUAUGCACAAAAUGCCUGCUUUGAGAUCUUAAAUACCAUGAUUACUAGGAAAAAUAUAGAGGGGAUCUUUAACAAAUAUAAAGACAUAGCCAAAGUCAAGGACCUUGACUAUCUGGGACAAUUCGUGAAUGAUUAUUACAAGCUAGCCCUAUUACUAUUGGCUGCCAAAUCCUCUGUAACUCUUCACCUUUGCACUUUGGAACGAUUGGAUAACUUUCAGAAGAUAAUACGCAGUCACAUGGAGCCGUUCAAGGAGCAGAGGGUAACUCGAACAUUGAUCUUUCAACUCUUGAGGGCGCUGAUCAUCAUCUAUGACCGCUAACAAAAUUUAAAUUUAUUCAACACCCACGUUGUAAACAAAACGAUUUGUGGCAAACAGAAAUUUGAAUUUCGGUUUCGUCUUUGCUGCGAAAGAAAUUCUGAUACGAUAUCGACACGUGUCAGGAUGGCCGAGUGGUCUAAGGCGCUGCGUUCAGGUCGCAGUCUACUCUGUAGGCGUGGGUUCGAAUCCCACUUCUGACAAGAACUUUUUGCUCAGAAAAAGUAAUUGAUCAAUAUAUAAAUUUUCGAAAUGUUACUUUAGCAAAUACACUUAUUUUUAUUCGAUAAAAAAAUAUAUUUUACCUUUUUUAUGUGCCGAAAUUCGAAUC
Messenger RNA from Drosophila ficusphila, 1251 nucleotides. RefSeq lists its product as uncharacterized. NCBI's taxonomy places the organism in Eukaryota, Metazoa, Arthropoda, Insecta, Diptera, Drosophilidae. Bases 78 to 923 code for a protein of 281 amino acids. The record is from RefSeq and is a predicted model, not a curated record. The transcript has a single exon.